This is a messenger RNA of Anneissia japonica, 2102 nucleotides long. RefSeq lists its product as uncharacterized. The transcript is spliced from 4 exons. Gene Ontology annotation, molecular function: protein binding. The record is from RefSeq and is a predicted model, not a curated record. NCBI's taxonomy places the organism in Eukaryota, Metazoa, Echinodermata, Crinoidea, Comatulida, Comatulidae. Gene Ontology annotation, biological process: signal transduction. Bases 147 to 914 code for a protein of 255 amino acids.
GGUCAACAUCCACUAAACCAGGAGAAAUAAAGUUGGUGAAGAAGAUCCUAAAUAUGCAGUUUUAUUAGGUCAAUGAUUAAACCAUUUAAACCACUGAGGUAAUCUAGAGUUGUUCUAAAAUCUACGGGGACAAAUAAAUACAAGAGAUGGCUGUAAAUGGCCCUAAUAAAUAUGAUUUUUAUAUAACAAGCGAUGACCGAGAGUGGGAGACGAGAAUAUUGAAGAGACUUCAGGAAAAGGGUUUCUCUAGCUACCACAGAGGGAAAUUCACGCUUGGUGGCCUGAAAACCACAAGCAGGUUGCACGGUGUCCAGAACUGCAGGGUCAAGAUUAUUGGCUUCGCGCCUCCAUCAAAGAUGACGACCGCAAAUGACACUUAUGUUGCCAGUUUAGCGCUUGAGCAUAGGAAACAAAACGAUCAAGUUAUAUGCGUUAAGAUUUCCAAGAACUCUGUAAUACCGUCAGACUACUCGGCUCUUGUUGCCUACGAUGGUUGGGAUGAGGACGACCUCUGUGAACGAAUUUCUCAUGCAAUAAAUAUUGUCAAAGAUGGAGGGUCAGUGGGAGGUUCUGAUACUACCGAGUAUACAAGCGAUACUGUGGAUUCUUCUACAAGCCAUCAAGUUAGACAUGAACAAGACUUUGGACCAAUCACAGAUUUGCGAAUUGCUAUGUUAGCAAAAAAACUUGGUGAUGAUUGGACAACGAUAGGGGUUUGCCUUGGAUUAUCAUUUGAGGAAGUGCACGAUUUACGUGAUGAUUAUCGUGUUAGCCGCGAGAGAAACGAACGAAUGCUGGUGAUGUGGAGGAAAAGGCAUUCAGGUUCCCCAGCAGAAAAGUUAAAAUUUCUAAUGGAGGCAUUAAAAAAUUGCGACAGAAUUGAUUUAAAGGAGGAGGUUAGCCAAUGGCGUUGACUUUUCCAUUGUAAACAGACGGGCAACAUUCCCUCUCCCCUGUUUUACUGAACAUAUACUGGCAUCUAUUAAGCAGUUAUUUUUGGAGACUCCCGCACAACUUACAUGGUUUAUGGUUUUAUAUUUAUAUAGCGCCUUCCACGAUCGAAACCGUUUCAAGCGCUUGAAAAAUAUAUGUGAAUAAUGUAUGGAAAUAAAUUUGACCGGAAAUAACCUAAAUAUGCCCCUUUUCCUAUCAUCGCAUUCCCAUUCUAGCACCCCUCAAUUUGGAAUAUUCUGAAAAACUGGUGCCAACAGAUAAGGGUUUCCCAUAGGAUCUGUCGCUUACCAAAUAAGGUAAACUGCAGUAGCGACUGUUGGUACAGUAUAAAAAAAAAUAAAUAAAUAAAAAAAAAAAAUAGUUGUUUGUUUCAGCUGUACUGAUGUACUUAAAAAGUAAUUGCACAUUCUUUAAGGAUAUUUGUUUCAUUGUAAUAUUUUGCGAAUAUAUCUCAGUACUGGUUUGCUAUUCAUGAGUGUUUGACAAUUGUAGAAGUAGAAACAAGUAAAUAAUCAAGAAUGUUGAAAGUCAUAGCAAAUCAAUACAUUUCAAUUUGUUAUAAUGGAUUAAUUAUCACAAUUAAAAGUGAAACUCCUAAAAUACAUUGUAAAAUACUUUAUUGACAUUUCAAAGUAUGGUACAGUGGCAGUAAACUAUAACACAACUGUAGGUAAAGUGAAAAAAAAAACCUACAUGAUCUAUGUGCUUGGCUAGAUUGUCUUGCACAUUUGAAGGAACUUUGGACACCUUCCUUUGCAGUUUUAAUAUACCGUAAUUAGGCCAUAAAGUUCAAGACAAUUCUGGUCAGGAUUCCAGAGUUAAAUAACCGUAAAAGUUAACUUGUGCCAAAGUAUAGUAAUAUGGUAAUUUAAUACAGUACAAGACUAAUAUACUAACAUUAUAAAUUUGCAUUACAAUAUUAUGAAAUCAUUUAUUAACAGAUUUUUUCCUUUUUUCGGCCGAUCCUUUCUUUAAUUUUUCUCUGUUAUGUUGUUGUUCCGCUUUCAUCUUCUUCACAAGUGAUUGUAGCUAUAGAAAAUGAAAUAGUAAGUAUUAAUUUUAUUUAAGGUAAUGCAGAAAUAAAACAAAAAUAAACAAAAAGUGUUUGAAAUAAAACAGUUAAGUCUAAAAUGAAUGUGUUGUCUUGA